CCCUCUGACCUGUCUUCUCCAGGCAGUUAAGUUGUGGAAUUUCCCUGAUUUGCAAAUAACAAUGAACAGUAUUAUUCUUCCACCCCAACAGGAGACCCAUCUAACCUCGUAAACUGCAGCAUAACCAGCCUCCAGCCCCACGUCAUCAACAGCUCCAGCAGUGGCGGUGGUACCCAGGUGUUCCAGCAGCGUCAUGCCCAGCAGCAGCAGCUUCAUCAGGGCAUUCAGCGGGCCAUGCAGGGUCUCCCUCCUGGCUACCAGGGCUCACAGCAACCUGGCUUCCCUGAAAACAACAACUCCUCCAACGCCCACCCUAUGGCCUGCCUGUUCCAGAACUUCCAGGGGUGUUUGUCAGACAACAGCAUUUCAGUCCCUCACUCACAGAUGAUCUCUCAGUCUGGUAUGACAUCACUUCCUGAGUCUCAGGGGAUGCUGUCACACACCCAGUUUGGUGUCAGCCAACAGGAGAUGCAACAGACUCCGGGAGAGGGGCUUCCCCCAGGGAUGCACGGCUCUGAUAGGCUACCCAACGGAGGGGUGGAGUCUGUAGACGCCAUCUACAGGGCUGUGGUGGAUGCUGCCAGUAAAGGAAUGCAUGUAGUCAUCACCACCACUGUUAGUGGCACUACCCAGUCCAGCCCGGUACCCACUCUCAGCACCAUGACUGCCUUCACUAACUCCGUAGGGGAGCCGGUCAGCAUCAACCACAACCUCCCUCACAGCCAUGCUGCAGUCAGCCAUAGUGGCCACCGGGUGGCGCACCAGGAGGGGGAGCAGACACCGACCCUGAGCCAACAGCCCAGACCCAGGCAGGUCAGAGCAGGACGGCCCCGGAAGCACUCUGGUCAGGGGAAGAGUACUGUUAGCAUCCCCGAGGGUCAGGGAGCACUUCCAGAGGCCCCCCACCAGGACUACUUCAGAUCCCCAGGCCAUGGCACCCCUAGGGGGCAGUGGGAAGGCGAGACUGGGUACCCUGGAAGUCUGGACAGAGGUCACACGGCAUGGGGGCGCUCCUGCACCCCCUGUCCAGCCGACAGCUCCCCCCACGAAGGUCACCACCACUCUCUCCCCGUCCCCUCAGACAAGGCCUUCCUGGAGGAUGGAUUCAACCGCUUCAACAACUGCAACCGGACGGCCGUGAACAUCGUUAACUACAAAGAGAGGUUGGAUCAGACUGUGGAGAGAUGCGCCCAUAUGAACGGAGGUGGCGUCGGACCCCCCCAGGUCCAGUUCUCUCUACGGGGGUACGGUGUGUCUGACCCCCUCGGCCCCCCCAGACAGGGAGACCUAACCGGGGACGACCAGUCUCCCAGCUCCUCCACCAGCCUGGAGGGUCCGUUGGUUAAAGAGUACGUGGGCCACUACAACGGGCACUUCAGCCCAUCUGACACCAAGUCCCUGAGCAGUGAGGAGGACCUGAGGCAACCAGACAGCCCAUCGUCAGAGAUGCUCCACUAUAGACCCAGGACGUUUAACAUGGGGGAUCUGGUCUGGGGACAGGGCUUUAAAGGGUUCCCAUCCUGGCCUGGUAAACUGUCAGGGGAGGAGGCGGGGCACAACCAUCACCAUGGCAGCCUGCAGCUCAGAGAGGACAGCAAGGUGGAGACGGAGAAGCUGAAAACACUGACCCAUGACCUAGAGGCCCUUGACAGAGUGACCAAGAGGAACAGAAAAGCUGGGAAGUUGAAUAAUCAUUUAGAAGCUGCUAUACAUGAGGCCAUGAGUGAGCUAGACAAGAUGUCAGGGACUGUGAGUAUACUAGUAACACCAUGCUCUCCCAGAUG
This is a messenger RNA of Oncorhynchus gorbuscha (pink salmon), 1784 nucleotides long. Its product is annotated as methyl-CpG-binding domain protein 5-like. Gene Ontology annotation, cellular component: nucleus; chromocenter. Gene Ontology annotation, molecular function: chromatin binding. The annotation marks the transcript as partial. The record is from RefSeq and is a predicted model, not a curated record. The transcript is spliced from 5 exons. Lineage: Eukaryota; Metazoa; Chordata; Actinopteri; Salmoniformes; Salmonidae.